ACAUGGCGGACAGGAGUUGUUAGAACGUCUCAAUUUUUAUAUAUCCAUUUCUGAUGGGCGACGUUGAAAACGGUGCGUUUACUGAACGGGAAAAUGAAGAAUUUUAUUUUAAGCAGUUAAAAAAUCUCCAGGUGUUUGAUGCAUCAGACAAUCUUCCACUUGGUAGAUCAUACCUACUUGCUGUCUCUAAUAGAUAUGGUUUGUGCUUUGCUGGCUGCCCUGUUGGUUUUAAGAUAAUAAAAACAUCUGUAUUUGGGGAAGUUGACCGAGAGUCCGGUGAAAGAAGUGCUAAUGCUAUAGUGACCCAGUAUCCUUCCAUGUACAUCGACAUUGGUCACCUCGUAUGUCAUAUUGCUAUAUCCAGUGAUGAUGUUACACUGUCUGUAUGCUAUGAACAUGGUGAUCGUCUAGUACUCAGGGUAUAUGACAUACCUACACUUGCUCUACAGGGUAGCUUACAAGGCAUGCUUGGUGAGGUGGUUCUAAUGUCAAGUCCUGGUAUUUCCCUUGUAAAUCUGUUAUGGAACCCAACUGUAAGUGGUAUGUUUGCUGUAUGUUACUCCAAUGGAAUGGUAGCCAUGUGGGAGAUGAAUGAAACCCAGAUAAAACAAGUCUCAUCACUUCCUGUGUCAACUAGAGCUACUGCUAUUUGUUGGAGUCCAAAGGGCAAGCAAAUUGUAGUGGGACACAAGGAUGGACACAUGACUCAGUAUAGUCCGAAUCUUCAAGAUGUUAAAAAGGAGACACCAAGUCCCGAAGUCUUCAGAAAAUCUCCACAUCAAGUCACAAGCAUCUGUUGGGUCAGUAGUACAGUUUUUGUCAAUGUCUACACAAGUCCUGAUGAAGGAGAAGCRCCUAAGUGUAUUGUCAUUUGCAACCAAAGUAAAACAACUCCCAAAAAGGUGAUAAACUUUGAGGAUGUUUAUUUUGGCAUGAGUAAUGAAAGAGAAAAUGGCUUCUACAUGACACAUGUCAAUGAAUGGAAUGUAACACUGACUGCUUCUUGUAAUGCCUUUGAAGUAGCAGUCCUUGGCAAUGAGGGAACAGAUUGGGAGAAGUGGCAAUUCAGUGAUGAAAACCGUGCAGAAAUGCCUUUAACUAGUGAUAAAGAGGAGACAUUCCCGAUGGGCAUGACUAUUGAUUUCACAUCUACACUAACCAUACAAGAAAAUGAGAAAACCCUACCCCCUGCUCCUGUUCUUCUUCUGCUGUCCACCAAAGGUGUCCUCUGUCCAUUUUACAUGAUCAACAAAAGCCCAAGUGCUCGCCAUGACAUCGUAAAACCAGCUCAGGCACUACCUCAUCCUGGUAGCAGACCAAAGAUUGCAGCUGUGAAUGCUCAGUCUCAGGGGGGUGCUGCAGCACUWUCUUCUCCAGCUACAAAGCCUGAAGCCAAGCCUGGGUUUUCUCUCAAGCCUUCCAGUUCAUCUGUAUCUCAAACUCCUACCUUGACAAGUACAGAACAGAAGGGUGACUUCUCUCUAGGUUCUGGAACKUCCUCUGGUAUUACGCAGCCUACUACUCAGCUUUUUAAGCYCCCUUCAAGUGCCUCUCCAUUGGUGACUUCUUCUGGUGCCACAGCUUCAACAAGACCUCUCUUUCCAGCAUCAAUGCCUACAUCAAAUGUAACUGUCAGUCAGAGUGGAAAGUCUUUGUUUUCAUUUCCAUUAACAAUGGCAUCUGACAGCAAACCAGCUAACCAAGGACUCUUCAAGCUCACUCCAACAACUCAAAUAGUCACACAGCAGCCUUUAACCCAACAACAACCACCUCAGCAACUACAGCAACUACAACAACCACCUCAGCAACUACAACAACCACCUCAGCAACUACAGCAACUACAACAACCACCUCAGCAACUACAGCAACUACAGCAACCACCUCAGCAACUACAGCAACUACAACAACCACCUCAGCAACUACAGCAACUACAGCUGCAGAGACAGCAGCAACAAUUGGUAAGGGAACAAGAACAACAAAAGCUUCUUGAACAACAAGCUGAGCUGAAACAACAACAAAGCUUAGAAAAGCUCCUUGAGCAGGAGCAACAAAAACAGAAAGACAAGCAUUUGGUGAAGCCUACACUCCCAUCCUCUCAAGAUAACCUGGAGUUAUCUAUGUCUACAUGCAUACAUGAAGAGAUACUACAUUUCAAUAAGGAAUUGGCCAGUCUUGGUGAAGAUGUGCAGCAAGUUAAACAACUUUGUUCAGCCACMUUAAAUCCUGAAUCACUUGAGAAUCUACGGAAACAAACUAAUGAGAAAUCAAGAAUGAAUAAUGGCUUGAAACAAACUACAAAGGAACACAACAAAGAAAUUCAAGACAUCAAACUUAAACUUCUGAGCAGUUUUGAAAUUUUAGAAGAUGCAAGAGUYCGUAAUGAUAGAGCUAAAGAUCCUCGCUAUCAUCAUUUGUUAAAGUCUCGUAAUCUUGAUCCUGUAAAUGCCAACAAGAUGAGAAAUAUUAGAGAACUCUACAUGCACCUGGACAAAACUCUUAGAGAAGUUAAUCUUGUGCUGGAUGAAGAAUGGAAUAAGGAAAAUGAAACAAAAAGUAAAAUUCAACGGCCGUCUUUAGAUGUCAUCUACAGAACUCUUCGUUUACAUCACAUGGUCUCACAGGAACAGUCAACUAAAAUAGAAAGACUUGUUGAGAAGAUGAAACAGAAAAGACUCUUGUCACCUCAUUGGUCCAAACCAUCACCUACCAGUAAAACAAAAGGGGGAAGUGAUCUAUCAAACUUAGAGGAAUCUUUAAAGAAGGUUGAUCUUAGCAGCACUGUCAAAUCACCAAUAAAAGUACAAGAUCCAAUCCCAGUUAAUAAAACUGUACAGCUAACAAACAUGUUGAGGAAAAGACAGACAACACCCAUCAGGAAAUCAACAAUUGUAGUCCCAUCAACUUUACCAUCGAAGCAACUUCUGAAACGUCUUGGUGCGUCUAAAGUCACUACUUCUCCACCUUUUGAUGAAGAAAACAUUGACUUAAGUGGUGACAAUGACUUCAAAAAGCAAUUAUUUUCAUCGACGCCUGGGGCCAAAUCCGAAAGUCUGUUUACUUUUAAACACCCUAAAGCACCGGUAUCACAUCAAGUUGCCAAGCAAACGGAACAAAUACCUGAGGGAGUUGACUCAACACCAGCACGGCUUUUCAGUCAGAAUCAGYCUGGAGCCAAACCCGAAAGUCUGUUCACCUUUAAACAGAAUCAAGAAMCAGUAUCAGAUCAAGUUGUCAAACAACCGGAACAACCACCUGAGGGAGUUGACUCAACACCAGCACGGCUUUUCAGUCAGAAUCAGGCCUCAAGUGCAAUACGUAGAGCUCAAACAGGGUUAUCUACUCGAGAUUCUGUYCAGGAAUCAAAAGCCAUGACUGAUGUUGUACAGCCCGUAUCUAAACCAACUGCAUCUGGAGGAACUGCAUCAACAGCUUUUAAGGCUCCUUCGUCAACGCCAGCGAUAAAGGAGGUGUCUGUUCCAGUUCAAAACGUUUCUCCUGUAAAAGCUGCUGCACAAGCUGCUAUGAUUCGAGCAGAGAAGUCCACAUUGAAAAAUCCYAACCUUGACCCUGCAGCUAGCAUAGAACCCAGUUCUAUGGUCCUUCACGGCCGGUCACAUACUGAAAAAGAACGUGACAUUGAAACAGAGACGAGUAUGGCAAGAGAAGUAGCGGAAGCCGCGGUCAAAGCUUCACAACUCCAAGCACAAAAAUCUGUUUCUAAGCCACAAAGUAGUACAGAGUUUUCUUUUAAAAACACCGAUGUUGCAAAACUUKCACCAGGGGUCUCAGCAAACAGGUUACCUGCACCAAAUGUGACUGUUAAACCUUUGCCCGUAACAUCAGUGUCAUUUACCAAAAGUUCAGUAAGCUGUGCAGGUAGUAUUUYAAGUCAAUUUCCCACCUCUGCUACUGUUAAAUCAACAACUGGAAAUAGUAGAAAUACAAAAGAUAAUAUUGCAUCUUCCACUGCMGGUGUUUCAUCUUCUCUAUUGUACACGGGAAGUAAUUUGCAACAGGUUACAACCGCUGCUAGUACAGUGAUCGAAAAACCAGAUGUCAUCCCAUCACCUGGAGUAAGCCGUCGAUUAUUUGGUGGCACUACACAAGAAGGUACAAUGUCACCAUCAAAGGGGAACGUUGCAACAACUACACAAGCAGAUUUAAAGCCAUUUACAGAGAAGUCGUCAUCCACUGGUCUUUUUGCUCUACAGACCACCACUGCAAGUAAGCCAGUUUCGACAGAAGCAGGAAAACAGAAUGCUCAAGUUUCGAGUUCUUCUGGUUUUAAGUUUUCAUAUCCCAUAAUAUCUUCAAUGACUGCAGGAAUUUCUGGGGCUUCAAUGGAUGGGGAAUUGUCCAAAAAAGACAACGUGGUCAAACCUUUUGCUAGUCAACCUUUUUCACUCGGGACAACAUCUUCAUCUACGCCUCAAUCCAAACAAUUUUCUUCUCCAUUUCUAUUUGCUAAUAAGACCACAGGGGCAUCAACGGCUUCUAUAUCAACGAUUACAACUACAAAUACUUCUUCUUCAACUAGUACAACUGAGUCUACAAGUUCUACAUUGUUCUCGUUURGUGGUGUUCCAUCAAAACCCAGUAGCACUUUUAGUUUAAGUGAAGUURYAUCAGGAUCUGGAACAACCCAAGGUUCAACARGUCUUKUAUUGUCAACAGCCCAGAGCACAGGGGGAUUCCUCACUGCCCCAGYAACCUCAAAAGUAAACACCACUCAAUCAAGACCAUYUUUUGCUCCACAAAGCGGACUUUUUCAAACUCCGGCACCUACUGAAGUACCUACAUCUUUAGCAACCGAAAGCACAGUGACUUCUAAUGAGGUGGCUCCAUUUGGAUCUUCUGCAUUCAUUCCGAGUCAGGGGGGUCCUUUCAGAUCACAUGUGACUACUUCUCAAGGGGGUUUGUUUGGAUCAUCAUCUGCAAGCCAGGGUGGUCAAUUUGGAUCUGGCGUAUCUACAUCUAGUCAGGGAACUUUAUUUGGAUCAUCCACAACAGCAUUAUUUGGUACAGCUACAUCACCUAGUGCACCAGGGUUUGGGUCAGCUGCAACCACGACAAACCAAGGGGUAUUUGGUUCUCAAGUAGUGUCUUCUUCAUCUGGAUUUGGACAGUCUGCAUUUGGACAAACAAGUGUAGCCAAUUCAAAGAGUCCAGCAUUCGGCCAGUCUGCCUUUUCCAAACCUCCAGUCUCUCAAACGUCAGGUGGUAUUGGGGUUGGCUUUGGUGRCCUUGGUCUGGGUGGACAGCCUAACCAAGCAGACAGAAAUCCCUUCAGCACUCCAGCACCAACACAGAGCUCAUCGUCAGGGACUUCAUUGUUUGGAGGCUCUCCAUCAAAUGCAUUUAAGCCCACAUUUGACAGUGGCUCGCCAUCAGGAUUCACCUCCCAGUCUUCUGGAUUUGGUGGUUCAUUCAGCAAAGGUACGGGAAAUGUAGCAUCGUCAGGAUUUGCUGUGUCUAGUAUGGGAAGCUCAAGUCCGUCUGGAUUUGGAAGUGCACCAGCGUUUGGGAAUACACCGGCCUUUGGAAGUUCACCYGCCUUUGGAGCGGCACCUGCAUUCGGUGCAACACCAUCUUUUGGAAGCUCCCCACARAUUGGAGCAUCUCCGACGGGCAGUGUCUUUGGUAGUGGUGGAGGUGGUUUUGGGAGUUCCCAAGGAGGCUCAACGUUUGGUGCUCUUGCACAACAGAGCACUGGUCUGUCGUUUGGAUCAGUUGCACAACAGUCAUCUGGGUUUGGAUCAUUCGCCGGCCAGCAGCAGCAAACACAAACUGSUUUUGGCGGAUUCASCGGGAAUUCAAGCCCAGCUUUUGGUGGAGGUGGUUCCUCUGGUUCAUCAUUCAAUCAGUGGCGUUAAUGGACAGAUUAACUAAUUCAAAAAAAUGUUUAAUGUGAUAGCAAUUGAGUAUAGAUAGAUAGCCACAAAUUCGUCGGGUUUUUAUAAUCUAUUUGAAGGAUAGUGUGAAAAAUCGGCAAAAUACAUACAAACAUUAUUCAUUAAAGAAACCUGGUAUCUUGGCCUCUC
This is a messenger RNA of Exaiptasia diaphana, 6041 nucleotides long. Its product is annotated as nuclear pore complex protein Nup214. Gene Ontology annotation, biological process: RNA export from nucleus; protein import into nucleus. Gene Ontology annotation, cellular component: nuclear pore. NCBI's taxonomy places the organism in Eukaryota, Metazoa, Cnidaria, Anthozoa, Actiniaria, Aiptasiidae. Gene Ontology annotation, molecular function: structural constituent of nuclear pore; protein binding. The coding region runs from base 54 to 5873 and encodes 1939 amino acids. The transcript is spliced from 34 exons. The record is from RefSeq and is a predicted model, not a curated record.